This is a messenger RNA of Priapulus caudatus, 1738 nucleotides long. RefSeq names its product zinc finger protein 2-like. Gene Ontology annotation, molecular function: DNA-binding transcription factor activity, RNA polymerase II-specific; RNA polymerase II cis-regulatory region sequence-specific DNA binding. Gene Ontology annotation, biological process: regulation of transcription by RNA polymerase II. Lineage: Eukaryota; Metazoa; Priapulida; Priapulimorpha; Priapulimorphida; Priapulidae. The transcript has 3 exons. The coding region runs from base 238 to 1266 and encodes 342 amino acids. The record is from RefSeq and is a predicted model, not a curated record.
GACUGACUCACGCAGUGCGCUAUUAAUAGCGAUGACACAACACAAGUGAGAUACGCGCUGGGCCUUCGUCAGAAUCGUCACUUCGCGUGAACAGGCGCCUGACCCGCACGCUCACUGUUGCUUUCUCGUUCGGCAGCUAGACAUCACCUCAGCGAACUCGUGUGAUAUAGGGAACGAGGAACGAGGAACGAGGAAGACGCAGAGACGGCACAGAUACACACUGAACAGUACUACGCAAUGCUACCAGCACAGCCAGUGAAAACCAGUGCGCUCCACCCAUGUUGCUACGAGGUGCCACCGGCCGUGCCCGCCUGCAACUGCAUGGCCGGCGAGAGCAGCUACGGCUGGUUUUGGGAUGACACAUAUGACACAGCGAAUGCGCACAUGGGUGGGCUUCGACCGUUGAGAACGUCACCCGAGGAGGUGGACAUGUCGACGGAAGAUGCCUCGGACGUCACGUACGCCGUACACGACGGAAAAACCAACAGCUGGUUACCAACACAUCGAGAGAACAUCGAGUUGCCACCCACUCCCUCGACACACACGUCUGAGCCCUAUGAGGAUGUGAGUGACUUCGAGAGUGGAAUAUUCACCUAUGCCGAUUGCCAAAGACGGCACGCGAUAGCGAACACUGUCACACCUCCGCCAGACGAUCUUCAAUCAAGAGUACCAGAAACAUUGCUGCAACAAUAUAGGGGACCAAAAAAAGCUCUAAUGAGAAGACAUUUCGAUGAACAGCGGAUAAACAAUGUGAAAAUAGAGAGUAGAGAAGAAAGUAGUAAUCGCAUGCAUUUGGAAAUUGCAUUGCCCGAACCUCCAAUAUCAGAACCUUUGGCUAAACCAGAAGGAAAAGGAAAGGUGCAUCAAAAGAAAAGGUUUGCAUGCUCACAGUGUGCGACAACGUGCUGUAAUCGAGGUCAACUUGAAGGGCACCUAAGGAGCCAUACAGGGGAGAAACCAUUUCCCUGUGCAACUUGCAAGAAGAAGUUUGCCAGAAAGGAGGAACUUACGCGCCACACGCGAAUACACACGCGUGAGAAGCCGUACUCGUGCGAGAGCUGCAAGAGGAAAUUCUCACGACGCGACCACCUCGCCAAACACCAGGCAACACACGACGCGAUGUCGCAGCGUCGGACGCACAUGUGCAACGAGAAACGCUGUGCGCGAAGUUACACUCGCUCCGAUGCACUAGCAAGGCACCGCGAGAAGGCACACGGUAUCGCCCCAAGACCCUGCCGGCUAAAGCAAAUACGUGAAUCCAGCUAGAGCACAGUUGGAGCAAAUGAUACUUAAUGACUGCACACGUUACGUAGGUAUCGAGCACGGUAUGGUCCACGCAUGAUUGAUCCAUCCCCGUGCAGGCCCAGCCGCACAAUGCUCAUUGCAGUCAGUGAUGAUGACACCGCUCAAAAAAUGACAAAACUCGGAUAUGGCCAAAUAUAAAAUUCUAUGACGUGCAAUAUGCCCCAUGUAAGGUAUCUGGUCAUCUCAACUUCCUACAGGAUGCAAUUCCACAUUCCCAUAUAUUCAAGUGCAUAGAAAUGCACUGGUCAUAUGCUUUGCAAUAGUGCAAUCUCAAUAUAUGUGUAGCCAUGAGAUGUGAUGUGAUUUCUAAUCAGAUGUUUAUAUGUUUUAUGUUAUAUUUUCCAUAUUAUCUUCAUCUUUCGUACGCGUAAAACAUUAUGUAUAUCUACUAUUGAGCAAACGAAUAAAACCUAAAUGUUUAGUAAUUAAUGUG